AGGAACAUAGUGAUACUUCCCACCGUACCCUCUCUCCCACUCAUACUGCCACACUUCUUCCUCCACCUUCUCCAAUUCCCACUCUUAAUUUUUACAGAGAUCUAUUUUCAGUUUACUUUAUACUUAUAAGGUUAACCCUACUCUAAGUAAAGAGUUCAACAAAUAGAACCUGCGGGUGGACGAUCGCUCCGUGGAGUGGGACGCCAUGGGCGGGAAGGUGUAGGACAUCAAGAAAGAUGGCAAGGGGCGGACGGCGUCUCCUGUCAACUCCCCGGCCAGGGGUAACCCAUCUCCCAAGAGGAUGCCCUCCAGUCGCGGGGGACAGGAUCGUUUCACGGCUGAGUCCUACACGGUGCUGGGGGACACGCUGAUCGAUGGCAGCGAGCAUUACUGGGAGGUCCGCUACGAGCCGAACAGCCUGGGCCGCUUGGAGCAGCUGGGCAAGACAGCCGCGUCCCGGUGCCUGCACAUCAACAACUGGCUGCAGGUCAGCUUCACGGCCAAGCACGCCAACAAGGUGAAGGUGCUGGACGCCCCGGUGCCCGACUGCCUGGGCGUGCACUGCGACUUCCACCAAGGCCUCCUGUCCUUCUACAACACCCGCACCAAACAGCUGCUGCACACCUUCAAGGCCAAGUUCACACAGCCGCUGCUGCCUGCCUUCACCGUGGUGUGGCAGCUUCCAGGUGACCAUGGGCCUGCAGGUGCCCAGCUGCGUGCGCUGCCUGCAGAAGCGGGGCAGCACCACCAGCAGCUCCAACUCCAGCCUCACCUAGGCCAGGCGCGCCACCACCCCCCCUAACCGCCAGCUGCCGCUGGGAGCCUUAACGCCUCACCAGGGGCCACUGUGAGGAAGUGGGCGCUUCCGGGGGAGGGGGGCUGCUCCCCACUCCCCUUCCAAUAAAGCUCAAAUACUGAAAAAAAAAUCCUAGACCAAGUGGGAUUGAUCAAUUUCAGUUCACAAUUGAUCAUACUGAUAGGUCUAAUAGUCAAAGGGAUCACAUAAACAAGACUAGUGUCUGCUAAUACUAACUGAUAGAAUAAAAAAGGGAGAGAACGAUCCAACAUGGGAUGCGGGAUACACAGCAGACUCAUAGAAUGGCAGAUGUCCUAAAUAGCACUCUGGCCUCAGAAUCAGCCCUUAAGGCAUUCAGAUCUGGCUGAAGAGCCCAUGAGAGUAUUUCAGGCAUGGAAAGCCAAGACACUCUGGGGAAAAAAAAAAAAAAGGACCUAAAUGAAAGAUCUCUGUGAGUGAGAUCCCAGUAGGAAGAACAGGCCAUCAAAGAAGGAGGUACCUUUCUCUGAAGGGAGGAGAGAACUUCCACAUUGACUAUGACCUUAUCUAAAUAUGAUCAGAGUCAGUGAACUCAAAAGGCUUCCACAGCCUUGGCAACUCAUGACUAGAGCCUGGGGAGAUUACUGAUGCCCUAAACAAGAGUGUCAAUUUUUAAGUCAACAACAGGAGUCACUGUGCACUUAUUCUUCAUGUAGGAUCUCUGUCCUUAAUGUGUUGUUCAAUGUGAAUUAAUGCUAUAAGUAGUACUCAAACAGUAUUUUACACUUUAUGUUCUGUGUGGGUGCAAACUGAUGAAAUCUUUACUUAAUAUACUAAAUCGAUCUUCUGUAUAUAAAGAGAAUUGAAAAUGAAUCUUGAUGUGAAUGGAAUGGGAGAGGGAGUGGGAGAUGGAAGGGGUGUGGGUGGAAGGUAAGUUAUGGGGGUGAAAAAGCCAUUGUAAUCCAUAAGCUGUACUUUGGAAAUUUACAUUUACUAAAUAAAUGUUUAAAAAUAAAAAAAGUAAAAAAAUGCGUGGAACUGGAAGACAUCAUGUUAAGUGACAUAAAGCCUGGUAGAGAAUGAUGAACACCCUUUAUGUGUCAUAUAUGAUCCCUAGCAAAUUGCUGUAAAUGGAAUUCUUCUCUUUACAUUACAGAUGGCAUAUGCCUAGUUUUUGUACUUAUGUACUACAAGUAAAAUAUAAACAAAUAAUGUUUUAAAGGUAUA
Oryctolagus cuniculus (rabbit) is the source of this 2002-nucleotide messenger RNA. Lineage: Eukaryota; Metazoa; Chordata; Mammalia; Lagomorpha; Leporidae. The record is from RefSeq and is a predicted model, not a curated record.